Molecule: messenger RNA, 2769 nt
Organism: Paramuricea clavata
Lineage: Eukaryota; Metazoa; Cnidaria; Anthozoa; Malacalcyonacea; Plexauridae
Source: the annotation of a GenBank genome assembly
AUGUCGUCGGGUACAAUACUAUGUACUGUACAUAUUGCGAAAUUUAACCAAAGCAUAAAUGUAAUAGUUAAAAUAACACAACCUUAUUUAUUUUUUUAUUUAUUAACGACAAUAUGUUAUAACAAUCAUUGUCAUCAUAUUUAUAUAAUAGUGUUAAUAACAUUACUAAAUAAUAAUAUUAAUAAUAGGCAAUUUCUGAUAGAAACAGACAGUCGCUGGCAACAAGACAAUGAGACAGAAGACAAAUUAAAGACACAAUCGACCACAACUAAAACAAUUCGAGCUGGAAAGAUUGAAAAUAUGGAAUGGGACAAGAACGUUUUGAUGGAGGAAGUGAGUGGUUAUGGGGUUGAUGUAGUUAAUUGGUCAGAAUUGGCACGAAAGUAUCAAUUUUGGAAUAAGAUUCGGGAAUUGGGGAAGAAUGAUGGUCAAAUAGUUCAGGGUUUCCUCAAGUCCCAUGAUGGCGGGCGAAUCAGGAAGAGGAUGAAACGAAGUGCCGUAGGUGAGACCACUGUACCAUGCGCAGUGAAUAACAGGGAAUGGAACAACAAGUUAAACAAGAAAAUACUGUCUGGGGAGUACAAUAUUGGGGAGCUUAUUCUACCUCAACAAGUAAGUUCAUCAAUUCCAUUUCUAAUGAUGUACAGUAGGUUAUAUAGCCUGCGUGGCAGGCCCUCAAUUUUAUGGGGGGCCUGAUUUGCAGCGGGCAGGAUUUUGGCGGGCUCCGGGGGGAGGAUUAAGGGCCUGCUGGAAAGCCCACCUUUCACGACUACACGCCCCAGUCAUAACAUAAUUAAUGGUUUCUAAAAUUGACCAAUAAAAAUUCAGCUGCAAUUAGGGAAAACCCUGGCCCGAAAGAAAUAAUAUUCGCUUGCACGUAAACAUGUCAAUCAAACAAUAUUGCGAAUUAAACUCCCGACGAUUUAAUACAGUAUUGCAGAUUUUGUAAAUGUUGUUUUAAAUUAAACAGCAAUUCGGCAAUUUUAGUAAAAUUGUCCAUGUUUCAUCACAAAAACCAUCACAAAGAAAACAAUCUUUCGGAAUUGUGCUUUCAGAUUAUAUGUGAGAAAGUUGGCUUCAAAAAAAAUUCUAAAAGUGCAUGAGCUUGUAACGGAAUUAAAAUCUUCAGUUAAUACACUACACGAGAAGUUUCAACACCAUUACCAGCCCAAAGAUGUAGAAACGUCAGGACAGCGUAAACUGUUAACUCCUGACCCGCUGACCGUGGCGCUAGUCCAUUCAACCAAACUGAAUCAAAUCGCGUUUGUUCGGCGGGUAGUAUGUCUAGAACUGAAUCGAAAUCUGCGCGUAAAAAAUGCUUGUUCAGCAGUGAUACAAAAGAUGAUCUCACUGGCCAGUCAUUAAGAAAUAGCACAGGUACUGCAGACAACGUGGAUGUAAAUACUGAUUCUGACGAUGUACUAAGUAAGCUCAACAUCCACGGUUUGAAAACGUGUGAAGGGCGUUCGUCACUUAAAUCAUUAAAAGUGCUUUUAGGUCAUCCGAAUGGGAAUAUUGUGACGCGGAAACCCUACAAACGAAAAGACAGUCCAAUAAUUAGAAAAUUAAUCUUGUUGUUUGUGGCUGGACCACCCAGACACGAACGCCCUUCACACGUUUUCAAACCGUCGAUGUUGAGCUUACUUUUAUAUAGUACAUCAUCAGAAUCAGUAUUGACAUCCAUGCACGUUAAUUGUUUGCAGUAUCUUGUGCUAUUUCCUGACGACUGGCCAGUGAGAUCAUCUUUUGUAUCGCUGCUGAACAAGAAAAAAUAGCCACGAUGUUCAACAGUUCAAGAUUAGAAAGCUGUUAAGAUUAGAAAGUUGAUAAGUAUCAAGAUUAGAAAGUUGAUAAGCAACAAUAUUGAAAACAAGAAAUACUACGGUUUUUCACUGUCUUGGUAUUGACCAAUCAGGUGAUCGUAUUCACCGUCCAGAAUCUGAACGGCGUGUAGUCGUGAAAGGUGGGCUUUCCUGCAGGCCCUCAAUCCUCCCCCGGAGCCCGCCAAAAUCCUGCCCGCUGCAAAUCAGGCCCCCCAUAAAAUCGAGGGCCUGCCACACAGGCUAUAGGUUAUAAAAUCUGCUAAUUAAAUAUUACGCAGUAGGAAAACUGUUGUGCUACAGUAACUGGUUUAGCUGUUUGGGACAAUGCUUGAUUAUAUACUUCGAUAGUAAAGCCACAAUCAAAUGAAUAAUCCAUUGAAGGUCAAUAUAAUGUUUUAAGGCCCGUUUACACUACGCUCAAUUUUUGGUACGGCACGGAUAAAAUUGGUACCCGUACCACUUUUUUGGUUCAUGGACUACCUAUAUUUUGAGCCCCGUUUACACUACACUCGAUUUUUGGUACCGUACCACUUUUUUGGUUCUUGGCAAAAAAGUGGUACGGGUACCAAUUUUAUCCGUGCCGUAUCAAAAAUUGAGCGUAGUGUAAACGGGGCUUUAGAUAGCUAUCUAAUUCCACACAUUUUGUUCACCCAAUGGUAAUGAUCUGGCCUUCAUACAGUACCCCGUUGUGUUAGCCAGCAGUUCAUUAUAGACUUAGUCUAAUGCUUAAUAAAGUAGGGCAUACUCGUGCUUAAUGUGUUCAUUUAAUAGCUGUUACAAUAUUAUUUUAGUUUAAGACAUAGAAUAUAUAAAAAAUAUAUGUACAGUACGGUAUUUUAAUUAACUGCUUACCUGUUUCGCGUAUUGAUGUGCAGGCUACUGUGUAGUCCUGUACCAAUGUAAUUUAUUUUUAAUAUUCUAGUAUGAAAAGGCUGUACUUGAAUAA